Messenger RNA from Penicillium hordei, 1173 nucleotides. Its product is annotated as NAD(P)/FAD-dependent oxidoreductase. Gene Ontology annotation, molecular function: flavin adenine dinucleotide binding; electron-transferring-flavoprotein dehydrogenase activity. The transcript has a single exon. Gene Ontology annotation, cellular component: cytoplasm. The record is from RefSeq and is a predicted model, not a curated record. NCBI's taxonomy places the organism in Eukaryota, Fungi, Ascomycota, Eurotiomycetes, Eurotiales, Aspergillaceae. The coding region runs from base 1 to 1173 and encodes 390 amino acids.
AUGGCACCUAUCGAUAUAGUUGUCAUUGGAGGAUCAUUUGCAGGCCUUCAUAUUGCUCACUCUGUGCUUCGUGAUGUACCUGAUGCAAAGGUUGUGCUGAUCAACCCCUCAACCAGCUUCUACUGGAAUAUUGCCGCCCCACGCAUCGUCGCCAAACCCAAGGCCUUCCAACCCGAGCAGUACUUCCUCCCAAUCAAGGAUGCUUUUGCAGGCUACCGGCCUGACGCGUUCGAGUUCCUUCCUGGAGUUGCAACUGCUAUCGAUACUGCUGCCAAAUCGGUCUCCGUGACCCCAAACGAGGGCGAGCCCAAGACCCUAUCAUAUGAUUACCUCGUUAUCGCAUCGGGCAGUACUACAUCUGCAACUACCGGCUCGCUCACCGGCACAUCCAUUCCAUUCAAGCAGUCGAACCACAAUGACAUGGAGCAGCUGAUCGAGUCAGCACAGGAACACAUUGCGGGGGCGAAGGAGAUCGUGAUUGGUGGUGCAGGUCCUAUCGGUGUUGAGUUGGCUGGCGAGCUUGCUGAAGCAGUGGAACAAAGUGGCAAUGCUGGCAAGGUCUCCAUCACGCUUAUCUCAGCGACAGAUCGCGUGCUCCCGAUGCUCAAGCCAUCCGCCAGCUCUGCCGCAGGCAAGCUGCUAGAGCAGAAGAAGGUCAAGGUUGUGACCUCCAAGCGAGUCGUUGGCGUCGAGACCCCGGCCGACGAUAGUUCCAACUGGACAGUCUCUUUGGAAGGCGGAGACAAGAUUUCAGCUGACCUCUAUAUCCCCACUACCGGUGCGACCCCCAACAACAGUUUCAUUCCAGCUCAGUUCCUGGACAAGGACGGCUGGGUGACAGUGAACAAAGAGAUGCGUGUUCAGUCGACUGACGGUUCAACUCUGCCUAUCUUCGCUGCUGGCGAUAUCACCAACAACUCAAUGCGCCUCAGUUUCAAGGCUGUGGAGCAAGCACGUGUAGCAGCUGCCAACCUCAAAGCCGCCAUUGUAGGCGGCACUGCCAUCAAGACCUACGACCAGGGCGACAGUAUUAUGAUGCUCGUGCCAGUUGGUGAAGCUGCUGGUACGGGUCAGAUUUUCGGAUUUGUGCCUUUCAGCUUCAUGGUCAAGAUGAUCAAGGGCAAGCACUACUUUAUUGAAAAGGCCGCUGGCGCACUUGCUGGCAAGGCUUAA